Molecule: messenger RNA, 1753 nt
Organism: Ipomoea triloba (trilobed morning glory)
Lineage: Eukaryota; Viridiplantae; Streptophyta; Magnoliopsida; Solanales; Convolvulaceae
Exons: 5
Coding region: 197-1615 (472 amino acids)
Molecular function (GO): kinase activity
Source: RefSeq, a predicted model, not a curated record
CGGCCGGCGAAGGGAUAAAAGCAAGCAAGCAGGAACGGUAGUACGUUAUCCGGAGCUUUGCAGCUUUUAAGGUCGGGAAAAUCGGCCGGAGAAUCUGAGACGAUUCUUUCUCCGACAUCCUAAUCCACAACUACCAAAUAAGGAUUUAUCAUUUUAUUGUUGAUAAAAUAAGACAGAAAAAAGAAAAAGAAAAGCCAUGUCUUUCGCUACCUCCUCAUGCGGUUUCUUCUCUCUUAUCCUUCCCGAGCUCUCAUCCCCACCCUCUAUUCUCUCUUCCGUUAUCAAGAAACCCCAGUGCCCAAUUUUUCCUAAUUAUGCGUUUUCGUUUAAUUAUACUAGCAAUUUUUGCUCUAUGUCGACUGGGAGAAAUACCCGAAUCCGUAGAGCGUCGUCUUCUUCCUCCUCUUGCAGUUUUGACGGAGAAAGGGGAGACCUUUUUUCCGGUGGGAAUGGAGAAAGUGAUGACGAAGACAAUGAAGAAGUAAGGGUUGAAGAAGAUGAUGAGGAUAGUACUAGUCCCAUGACCGUUCUGCCUCAGAGAUGGGAUGUCUUGGGCCUUGGCCAAGCUAUGGUUGAUUUUUCUGGCACGGUCGAUGAGGAUUUUCUUGAGAGGCUUGGAUUGGAGAAGGGCACAAGGAAGGUCGUGAAUCAUGAGGAGAGGGGUAAAGUCCUACGCGCAAUGGAUGGAUGCAGCUACAAGGCUGCAGCUGGUGGAUCGCUUUCCAAUAGCCUGGUGGCAUUGGCCAGGCUUGGCGGGCAGGCUAUUGGAGGCCCUCCCUUGAACAUAGCUAUGGCAGGCAGUGUUGGAAGUGAUCCACUCGGUGGGUUCUACAGGUCCAAGCUUCAACGAGCAAAUGUGAAAUUCUUGUCUGAAUCACUCAAGGAUGGAACAACAGGAACAGUAAUAGUUCUCACAACUCCAGACGCUCAGCGCACUAUGCUUGCAUAUCAGGGUAUGUCUUCAACCAUUAACUAUGAUCCAUUCUUAGCCGGCGCAAUUUCAAAGACAAAUAUAUUAGUUGUGGAGGGAUAUCUAUUUGAACUUCCAGAUACAGUAAAAACAAUCACAAAAGCAUGCCAGGAUGCCCACAGGUCUGGUGCAUUGGUUGCUAUCACCGCAUCAGAUGUUUCCUGUAUUGAGAGACAUUAUGAUGAUUUCUGGGAAAUCAUGGCAAACUAUGUGGACAUUGUCUUUGCGAACAGCGAUGAAGCCAGGGCUUUCUGCCAUUUUUCGUCAAAGGAAAGCCCUGUUUGUGCCACAAGGUACCUAAGCCAUUUUGUGCCACUAGUCUCGGUCACAGAUGGUCGAUCGGGCUCGUACAUUGGUAUAAAAGGCGAAGCUCUUUACAUUCCUCCUUCCCCAUGUGUGCCCGUGGAUAGUUGUGGCGCGGGGGAUGCUUAUGCCUCUGGUAUUUUGUAUGGCAUAUUGCGGGGCAUGUCUGACUUGAAAGGCAUCGGUUCACUGGCAGCUAAGGUUGCGUCCAUAGUCGUAGGGCAGCAAGGAACUCGGCUUAGGGUACAUGACGCGGUGUCAUUGGCAAAAGCGUUUGCAAUUCAACAGGAGAACUCCUCAGUCUGGUCAGAUAUAGGAUCUGAUCAAAUCUCUAACUUGUAGUAACUGAAAGGCCGGUUCCUAUAUUGAAUUUUAGUUGUUUUAGUAGUUGAUUAUUGUCAGUCCUCAAUACCUGUACAUUCAGAUUCAUUGUAAUUAUGAACAGAUCUAAAUAAGAAGCCAACUAAGUAUUCAGAUUCA